AGCAUUUUUCCCUUACCUCUACGACGAUGCUGGCUGAGGAGCGCGUCUUAGCAACGGAGAGGACGCGGCUGCUCUAGAGAGGAACAGUUGUGAACUUGAAGUUACACUGAGGAGCCGAGUAUCAUGUCGAAGUUAAGCAAAAAGAAGGAGUUGGUGAAGAGCAACAACGUCCUGCAAACCGGCAUUCCCGCUAAAGAUCUUUGGUAUCUUACUGGAUCAGCCUCUGUUGUAAAUCCUUCAGUUGCUUCAGUUGAAGCAAAGAAGGGAAGAUUUCCUAUCUGGCCAGAAUGGAAUGAAGCGGACAUAAAUGCAGAGAAGUGGGAUGCAGGGAAAGGUGGAAAGGAAAAAGAUAAAGCUGGAAGAAGUCCUAUUCUCCACGUCUUUGAAGAUCCAGAAGGGAAGAUUGAUUUGCCACUUUCCUUAAAAGUCAGUUCCUGGAGACGACCACAAGAAUUUUUAAUCAAUAAGGUUCCUGUGGUAGUGAAAAAUGAAAACUGGUUUGACCUCUUUUCAGCCAAUGAACAUUUAAUGGGCAGUGAGCUGAUGAGAUGGAUAAUCUGUGAAAUUUGUGCAGCCUGGAGAAUAUAUAAUGCAAGUGUUCUAAGUGGUGAUGGUAAAGCUAAUAUAAGUGAAAUGCCUACACUAUUAUGGAAACCAUGGGAACAUAUAUACUCAUUAUGCAAAGCUGUCAAAGGACAUAUGCCAUUGUAUAAUAGCUAUGGAAAAUAUGUGGUAAAACUCUAUUGGAUGGGAAGCUGGCGAAAAAUUAUUGUGGAUGACAGUAUACCUUUCAGCGAAGACAAUUACAUGUUGCUUCCAGCUACAACCUGUGAAAUUGAACUUUGGCCACUGAUAUUAUCCAAAGCCAUCAUUAAACUAGCAAACACAGACAUAAAUGAAGUCAGAAAAAGAGAACUGGGAGAAUUCACAGUUCUGCAUGCACUUACUGGAUGGAUACCAGAAAUUAUUCCUCUCCGGUCUGGAUAUUUGGAUAAAGUUUGGGAAUUCAUAAGAGAUGUAGUUCCAGAAUUUAAGCUGCCAGAAGAGUCACUUGCUGAACCCAAAUCAUCAUUUGCAGAUACAAAAAAAGGUUCUGACAUUAAAAAUGACACCCCAACUCCCAUUAAGCAGACAGAAAAGCCAGAGAAAACAGAUAAAGCUGAGAAAACUAGCAAAGCCGAAAAGUCAGAACAAAAAGAAGUUGGAAAGAAGAGAAGCAAGGAUGGGGAAAAAAUAAAGCCAGGAGUUCAUUCUGCACGAUUGAUGUCUACUGAUUUUCCUAGUUCUCUUCAGAUGUUUCUUGAUGGUUCUGCAGCUCCACUGCAACCACAAAUGGUGCUGUAUGCUUGCUAUUCGCCUCUUUAUGUAUCUGAAAGAAAGAUCUUUGAAUUAGGGAAAAUGGCUGAUUCUUCUGAGAAGUUACGUCAGUAUGGUCUCUCACAUAUAUACAGUCAUCCAGCACUGAUAAGCAGAGCAAGGGCAUGUCCUCUGAUAGCACCACUGAAGCCACUGCCUGUACCUCGUUGGAAGCUUAUCCGCCAAAAAAAGGAAACUAUUGUGACAGAUGAGCCCCAAGAACCUAUCUUUAAAAAGCCUGACCAAUUUAUUGAGAUUGCUAGUCCUUUUCUGAACUUUAAACUUUCUCCAAUACCUAUACCAAGAGAUACCCAUUUCCCACCAUCUACAUUUAAAAAGGGAUCACUUCCUGCAUGUAGCCUUUCAUUUGUCACUGAAAAUGAUGAAAAUGUACUUGACGCUUCUACAGAUAUGAAUCCCACGAGUACAGAUGAAAAUUCCCAGGAAUCUAAUUUUGGUCAGCAACAUAUUAUAGAAGGAACCUUAAAAGAUGAAUCGACUGAAAAAAUAAGUACUGAUGCUGUUCAGUUGUUAGAAUUAACUGAUCCUGGCUUAGGCAAUUAUUUGAUAAAUAAGUCUCAGGAAGAAAUUGAGACAGAAAAGAAUCCCAUUUCAAAAGAAAUAUGGAUAGACUAUGAAGAUUUCUGUACUUGUUUUCAGAAUAUCUAUGUUUUCCAUAAACCCAAUACCUAUGCUUACAGCUAUCAGAAAUCAGAUUUUAGGAUGGUAGAUGAUCGUGUCUCCUAUUAUUUGUGUGUGGACAGUGUGAAACCUAUUGAAAUGCUAAUUAGUUUUUCGGCAUUAGUACACUGGGGAGAUUCAGGAGUUGGACAAAAAGAUUACCACUUUAUACCCAAAGGCUUUCUUUUGGUUGAAAAAUUUUCAUGGAAGAAUCUGGUUCCAGGAAAAUUAAUCCUAAAGCUUCAUACAUAUGCCACCAAGGCUGCUAUGAUAAAUCUCCCUCCUGGACGCCAUGUGUUACUCCUGACUGCAAGUUCUCCCAUCGGGCACCAUAUCCAUCUGUGCAGUAUGGUGCCAUGUGUGUUUGGUGAAGAGGAUGUUGUUCUGCCAAGUCUUGACAAGGAGAGCUUCCGGUUUAUAGAGCAAGCCACAUCUAUCAUGAAAGCCAUUGGAAGUGUGCUAAAUAAUUUUGGUAACUGGCCAGAUCUUUCCAGAGCCAUGAGGGGUCUGGAAUUAACACACUGCCCUCCUGGCCUCUGUGGAACAGGAAUAGCUAGAGAACACUUCAAGGCUUUCAAUAGUGCUUUAUGGCAUUUGAUAAAACAAGUGUUAGGAAAUGUUCUUCCAAACUAUGAAUUUGCUUACAAAUGUUUCACUUUGGAUUUCAAACACAGUGAAGUGCCUGAUACUGUAUCCUCAGUGACGACAGAGAUGAGUGUUUCUCAGUGGCAUAACCAAGUUUCCACACCUGAAGAAGAAGCUGCUGUGCUUACAAUACAGGCUGCUUGGAGAGGAACUUAUGUGAGGCAGAUAAUUAACGGCAGGAGACCAGGUACCAAGGAGAAUAUUAAAGUCAGAGAAACACUUCAAAAGUUGUGGACUCUAAUUGAGCCAAAUUUUGAGCAGUAUUCGUUGACGUUUUUGAGAGAUAUAUUUAAAAGUAAUUGCAAGUCAGUGCAAAAAUACCGCUGCCAUGAAGAUGAAUGGACUAAGACAUCUUUUGCUGAUUAUACUGUGACAUAUGGUGACCAGCCACCAAAUUUUUGGUUUGUGGUUUUCAGGGAAGUAUUUUAUGUGCCAGAAGAUAUGAUCAUAGUGCCAAAGGUGUAUACAGCUAUACCAACUUGUGCGUUGCAUGUUGUUGACAAUGACACACUGAGGGAAAUGCCUCGGAUCUUCCUCAGAGUGCCACCACAUCUUUAUACAAGGAAUAAAAAGGGCUAUACCUUCAUGGCUGAAGUUCAAACUGGUGAUCUACCUGUGACAGCUGGGAAAUGGAAGCUUCGGCUCAUAGGUUCCUACCUGCCCCUUCCGGUUCUCAUUCGUGAAACUGUAAACAAUGUGUAUUCAGUUAAGGAAGUUAAAGACUAUUAUGUGCCAAAUGAUAAGCAUAUUGUCUUCAGGUAUGCUGUAAAAGCAACAGUACCAGUUAUUUCUACUGUGCAAGUACAGACCUCUAAAUCAGAUGUAAUAAUUAAACUUCAAAUUCUAGAUUGUGAGGAAGAAAUUGUGAGCACCGUUGGGAAGGGCCAUGCUGUUAUACCUGCAUUUCAUUUCAUAUCUAAUGAGAGACCAUUAAGUAGUCAGUCAAGUAAAGGUCAGGUUAUUCAAAGCAAUGUCAAAAAGGAACCUGAAGUUGUAACUUCGAAGAAAAAAGGUACUGUAUCAGGACAGAAGAACAUCAAGGCUGCAACCAAACCUCUACAGGAAGGACCAGCUUUAGUAGAAGAAGAAGCAGUCACUUUUGUGCCUGUCAUAGAAGACAGUAUACCUCAGCAGCCUCACAAGUAUAUUAUACAAGCGCAAGUGUUGCAUAACAGCUGGCCACUUACUGAAAGCCAAAUGACAUUUGUUCAGACAUUGAGAGAAUUAGAAAAAAAUGAAAUUAAAGCACUGAGGUCUGCAAAUGUGAGGGAAGUCCACCGACGAAGCAUCGCAUCAGCAGCAAAGCAACGAGAAAAAGCACAUGCUGUUGAGAAACAUGAAGAGAGUAUAUCCAUCCUAAAUCCAGAUGUUCACAGCAACACAGAAGGGCAAAAAUCUGCUGGCUCUUCAAAAACAACUAGAAAAACAAAAGACAAAGCAACGGACAAGGCAGAAAAAACUGCCAAAGAAAAACCUCCAUCUGCAUCCUCUAGACCAGAAUCACAGCAGUCUGAUCCAAACAAGCCCAACUGGAUCUUGCGUUUUGUCAUUGAACAAAAUGAAGCAGAAGCAUUGGAUGUAAAGAGAGAUACUGAGAGAGCUGAUGAGAUCAAAGCUAUGAAGCAAGCAUGGGAAGCUGCAGAACCAGGAAGAGCUAUCAAGGCUUUUCAGGAGCGCAUGCAGUUUAUCAAUAAAUGCGUGCGGAAAGGUUUGGUCUACGCUGAGGCUGAGCCUGCCAGUACUGUGGUGGGUUCUGGAGAAGCAGAAACUACUUCUCCAGUUGCAGAACCAGUGACAUCACCAACAGCUACUGAAACAGGCUUAGGAGCCCAGCGAAAAGAAUGGGAGCCUCUGGACCUUACCCCCUACAUUAGAAAAACACUUCCUGAGCCUGUGCUGAAGAAUGAAUCUAUUAUUCAAGAGCAAGAGAUGCGGAAAGCAGAAGAAAUCAAUCUCUUCAGGCAGUUUCGAGAGAUGGUCCUGGAACACAGACAGCAAGAACACACAGCUAGAAAUCAGCUGAAGCAAAAUGUGAUUGAAAUGUAUGAAGAUCAACAAGCAACCUUAGAUGAAGCACGAGGCAGGGUUCUCAGCAUCCGGGAGGCAUACAGAACUAAGCUACUAGAGGCUGAGCGUUUAAGACAAGAAGCACUGGCAGCCGAAGAAGCCGCCCUUCGAGCAGAACAAGAGAAGAAGACCCCAGAUGUACAGAAAAAAAAGCCAGGAAAACGUGCAGGGAAGAAAAAGUAAUCUUGCCUCAAAUAGCAACUGUAGGAACUUCUUUACGAGUCAGGAAAGAGCAUCUUUUUUAUUAUUAUAAAAAGACUUUUUACAGAAUGGUCCAGUAUUCAUAUCUUCAGCACAGAAUAAUGCAAUUCUGUAUUUUUCCCCAGAGUG
Heteronotia binoei (common prickly gecko) is the source of this 5079-nucleotide messenger RNA. RefSeq names its product androglobin (gene ADGB). Gene Ontology annotation, biological process: proteolysis. NCBI's taxonomy places the organism in Eukaryota, Metazoa, Chordata, Lepidosauria, Squamata, Gekkonidae. The coding region runs from base 124 to 4932 and encodes 1602 amino acids. The transcript has 36 exons. The record is from RefSeq and is a predicted model, not a curated record. Gene Ontology annotation, molecular function: calcium-dependent cysteine-type endopeptidase activity; oxygen binding; protein binding.